Neofelis nebulosa (Clouded leopard) is the source of this 4349-nucleotide messenger RNA. RefSeq names its product agouti signaling protein (gene ASIP). Gene Ontology annotation, molecular function: melanocortin receptor binding; neuropeptide hormone activity. The record is from RefSeq and is a predicted model, not a curated record. The transcript is spliced from 4 exons. Gene Ontology annotation, biological process: positive regulation of melanin biosynthetic process; melanosome organization; hormone-mediated signaling pathway. Gene Ontology annotation, cellular component: extracellular region. Lineage: Eukaryota; Metazoa; Chordata; Mammalia; Carnivora; Felidae. The coding region runs from base 148 to 555 and encodes 135 amino acids.
CCUGGAUUCACUUGGAGAAUCAUUGAUCUAUAAACAACGUCUUGAUUUCAGAACCCUUCUUUUGAUCUGGAAUUAUCUGUUAUUGACCACAGAACUGCUACUGACGAUUCCUGGGACAGGGGCCUGUAUAGUGAGAGGCCUUCAAGGAUGAAUAUCUUCCGCCUACUCCUGGCCACCCUGCUGGUCUCCCUGUGCCUCCUCACUGCCUACAGUCACCUGGCACCUGAGGAAAAACCCAGAGAUGACAGGAACCUGAGGAGCAACUCCUCCAUGAACCUGUUGGAUCUCCCUUCUGUCUCUAUUGUAGCACUGAACAAGAAAUCCAAAAAGAUCAGCAGAAAAGAGGCGGAAAAGAAGAGAUCUUCCAAGAAAAAGGCUUCGAUGAAGAAUGUUGCUCGGCCUCGGCGGCCCCGGCCUCCGCCGCCCGCCCCCUGCGUGGCCACUCGUGACAGCUGCAAGCCGCCGGCGCCCGCCUGCUGCGACCCGUGCGCCUCCUGCCAGUGCCGCUUCUUCCGCAGCUCCUGCUCCUGCCGAGUGCUCAACCCCACCUGCUGAGCUCACCCACCUCCAAGGCCAGCGGGGAGGGGCAGGGCGCCAGCUGGGAGGGGUAGGGCGCCAGCGGGGACGGGUAGGGCGCCAGCGGGGAAGGGUAGGGCGGGGCUCUCGGGGGGGGGGGGGGGGCGCUUCCUGGGGUGGGUGAUUUCUAACAGGUGUGGCUUCCUUGCAUUUGGCGCGGGCGUAGCUACUUAGGUUGCGAAGGAGCUUUCAGGAGGCGGGGCUUCAAGGAGACUUGGCUUGGGCGGGGCUAAAAUCCAAAUAUAUGUAGGUUGCUCAAAGGUGUGUGGCUGUUUCUUUAAAGGACCCCAGAGAUUCUUUUCCGUUCCUAGAGUCCCCUUCACUGCAGAAGACCUGGACUGCGCAUGCUGUAUCUCCUGAGGGGCCUGAGAAACCGGAUUUCCCAGGCCCUAGGGCAUGCGCAUGUCCGUUGGAGACAAGUGCUGCCCCCUACCUUUAAGCCUGGGAACACACGAAGCUGCCUGUCUGGAGCUGGCUGUGAAGGUGCACACGCCAGUUGUGUCUUUCCACAAUGUCAGCUUUAUUCAGUCAUAAAGCAAGGUUAACAUAAUUAUAAAGCAGGUUCAGGAUUCCAAAUUCAAUGACAUUUCACCACGUGUUUAACUUGACUUUCUACAUGUCAGACAAAGCACAAGACAGGUCACAUAACAAACAAUGUAGAACGCGGGUAGGAAGCUAAGGAACCAAUUUUUGACCAAACAGUUGGGAUAAGGCCUCAGUCGGGUCUGGGUCAGCUCUUGCACUUAUUGCUUAUUAUGUUCAAGCAGUGAAGCAUCUGUGUUCUUUCCAGAGAUCAGUCAGGCAAGCCUUCAGCUGCCUUUUUGAAGUGUUCAGACAUAGAGACGUCAGUGUCUGAGAAGUCUGACAGUUUGCUGCCAAAAUCCUUUUUAAACGGGAUUUAAUCAGUCUUGGGCCUUUGGUGACCUCCUCUGUUUCUGUUGGUUGUAACUCCUGAAUGUGUCAAAAGCUGGUGCUGGUCUCCAAGAUAUCUGGUCGUACCUGCAAUGCCCUUAGCUGCUUGCAUCAUUGCUUGAUAGUCACCUGUUUGACACAGGCCCCUGCUUAACAUGAGCAACUCCAUCUUGCUCUCUACAUUCCACCCCGUGAUUUCUCAUGACAAAUCUGUAAGGGUCAUGCAGGAAUCAAGUCUUAAACUAAGUCAGCAGUACUAGUUUGCUAAUGUGGAAGAGGGCAAAUCCAAAUCAUUCAAUCAUGUUUUCAAUCAGAAUCAAACAAAAUCAAAUAAAUCUGAAAUCAUAUGAAAUGUCAACUGAUAUCAUAAAACAAAGAUGACAUCAAAUCUAAGCAAGUUAGAUACAUUAAACUGAAUCAAAUAAAGCAAAAUUAAGUAAGGAUUAAAUUUUAAAACUCCAACUUAAAGUCACAUCUAGUAAGAAUUAAAUCAAGUCAAAAAGAGAGGAGAAAAACUAAAUCUAAAUGUAAUGAAGGUAAGUUAACAAGUCAACAAUGCAGUCAAAUAAAUGAAAUAAGAAUCAUAUUGCCAACUAUGGGCAGAUAAAAGUAAAAAAUAUACAUGGAAUCUUCAACAUAGGCUCUUGGCACGUCUAGAAAAGAAUGGUGAAGGUAUGGUUAAUCAUAGUCUUUUUGUGAUUUUUCCUUCUUAAGCCUGAGGGUGCAUAACAUUUUAAUAGCAUGUUUAAUAAGAUAUAUAACAAAAAUAAUAGCUAAAAGCAAGAGAAGAUUUCCUUAAUGGAUUUCCAAACAUGUAUAGAGAGAUAAUCCCUUUAAGUAUUUUAAAGGGUUAUAGUCAGGCCAUGAGCCAAAACAAAUCACGUUUGAAGGGUUUUGUUAACAACUCUGGAAAGGAGACCAUUUAUUAUAUGUUUUGUAUAUUUUUGUUCAAUGCAGCUAAGUUGGGGUUAAUGACUCCUGCGGCCACCUGAGUGGGCUGUGCAGCAUGAUUAAAGUGGGUUAGCUUGUUGGUUGAGGUUUUAUGGGCUGCUUUUGAGCCUUUCUAAUUUUUCAUCUAGAAAUUUAUCAAUUUUGUUAAUUUUUACCCAAGGUAUUUCUGUUAUUUUAGUAGGAUAAGAUGUUGAAAAAAAUUUUAUGUGAAUAUUGUGAGACAAAGGUACCCAUUUUGGUAAUGUUACUAAAUGUUACAUUAAUAGCAUACAAUAUUUUAACACACUCAUUGUCUAUGGUGGUGAUAGUAUCAUUCAUUCUAUAUGAUUAAAGAAUGUGACCUCUGAGAAGCUAUUAGCACAGAUUAUCCAGUGAAAGUGUCCCAUGUCCAAAAGUAAAUUUUUUUUUUAAUUUUUUUUAAAUGUUUUUAUUUAUUUUUGAAGGAGAGAGAGAGAGACAGAGCAUGAGCGGGGGAGGAGCAGAGAGAGAGAAGGAGACCCAGAAUUCGAAGCAGGCUCCAGGCUCUAAGCUGUCAGCACAGAGCCCAAUGUGGGGCUCAAACUCACAAACUGUGAGAUCAUGACCUGAGCCGAAGUCGAACAUUUAACCGACUGACCCACCCAGAUGCCCCUAAAAGUAAAUUUUCAAUGGCUGUUCUUGUUGAAGGAAAAAGAUUAGCAUUGAUUUCCAGUUCAUGCCAUGUAUAAUACAUGCUAUUAGACCACUGAAAUACUAUCUCUUUGGGUAGUAAAUAUCCAUCAAUCCAUAAGGAUGUUUGAGGAUAUUUUUGGUGGUAUAGAAUAUGUGUCAUGUGCUAAUAAGCUUUGACCCCCUAAUCAUCUUAAAAAUGAAAGUUUACAUUGUCCUAUAUUGUCACAACCUGAUGGUCUAGAGGUGUCUAAUUGUAAGAAAGGCUCCACCCAGUCAGAAAAAUACUUUACAAUAAUGUUUUUAAUAUCAUUCCAUGCUCUGUACAGUAGGUUAUUGAUUAUGCAACAAUUAUUUUUUAAUUGUUCUCUUAUGUAGAAAUUUCUAAGAUUAAGUAACUUUCGUUGGAGGGCCUGAACUUUAUGGUCAAUGUUAAUAGUUAAAUUCCAGUUGGUAGGCAUGAUAAUCAUGCAUAGUUGAGACAAUCAUGCAUAGUUGAGACAAUGGAAUAUAGUUCUCUGAAUGCUGAGAUCUUGGAACCUAAAUUUCCUACUGAAUUAAGUAUUUAUUUGUUUUGGGAGAGAGAGAGAGUGCACACAUGAGUGGGGGGAGAGGCAGAAAGAGAGGAGAGAGAGAAUCCCAAGCAGGCUCUGUGCUGUCAGCAAAGAGCCCAAUGCAAGGCUGGAUCUCAUGAACCAUGAGAUCAUGACCUCAGCUGAUAUUAAGAGCCGGAUGCUUAACCAACUGAGCCACCCAGGCACCCCUUGAUUGUAGGCUUUCUAAGUCUAAUCCUAUCAAUGGGUGGUCGGUCACACCAUUCAUGGAUGGUUGUUCCUAGUUCUGUGGCAUAAAUUUUAAAUUCAGGUUGUAUAUCAAACAAAUUGAAUUGUUCCUUUUGGAAGGUUAUUUCAAUUCUCUGUGGCAUAGGUUUGUAUACAAUUCUCAUAGGGUCAAGUAAUUCGGUUCAAACACACUUGGCUUGAGUUUUGGUGUUGGGUUGGUAAUGCCAUGUGUCCAUUGUGGCUUCCAGUGGAAAGUUCUCAUACAGUGUGUAAUAUUCCAACAUCCUCUCUCAGUAAUACAUGGGCCUGGACUAUUGGGUAAUAUACCACAUUUGUCAAAGGUGACUCCUUUAGCUAUGUAAACUGGUAUAGAUGACUAAGUUCUGGUUAUAUUCUCAUAGAUAGGGUGCCUUGCUGACCAUGUAUGUUCCACGCCUCACACAUCUGAUGGUUGGAUCAAUAAAAAGGAAUAUUGUUGCA